Molecule: messenger RNA, 5225 nt
Organism: Chrysemys picta bellii (western painted turtle)
Lineage: Eukaryota; Metazoa; Chordata; Testudines; Emydidae
Source: RefSeq, a predicted model, not a curated record
GUUAAACUUCCUUUCAAGUGAGAGCUUUGUUCUUCCUAAGAAGCUCAAAUCAGUUGUGCAACAUGCUGUUGCCAUUUGAAAAUGCUGAGUAAUGUCAGAGACUUUUCUUAUGGCUGAUGCAAACCUGGAGAAUUUGCAUCAUCAUUCAGCAGACUAAUUUGAUAUGACAGGAGCUUAAAUACAAGUCCAUGCGGAAGCUGAGCUGGUUUCCAAUGAGAGGGCAGCACCAGCUAACAACGUGAAAGGACAGGUGUUACUAAGUAGUAUUUAUACAGCAGUGAAUAUUAAAAUACACUUCAGAGUGUUAUACCUGUGUGCAGGAGCAGCUUGAAAGGUAACAUAAGGCAGAGAAAGAGAGUGAGAGCAGUUAGAAAAAUAGCACAAAGAUUGAAGGGAAGAAACUUUGAGUGCUUGCCAGAAAGUUUUUUAUUUUGUUUGUCUUGAGUGUGUUGGUGGCACUAUAGCAUGUUUAGGAAACCUGCUCUCUCCACAAUCUCUAAUGGAAGCUCUUUGCAGGGGCAAUCUAUUGGCAGGUUGCCCUCUCUGGACAGUAAAGAGCCAGCCCAAGAAGAAAAAGUGGUGCUGAAGAAGAAAGUAACUUUUUUGAGAGGGGUAUCCAUUAUAAUUGGCACUAUCAUUGGAGCAGGAAUCUUCAUCUCUCCCAAAGGGAUCCUAAAGAACACAGGCAGUGUGGGAAUGUCCUUGAUUCUCUGGACAGUGUGUGGUAUCCUCUCACUGUUUGGUGCACUGUGCUAUGCUGAACUGGGAACAUGUAUCAAGAAAUCCGGUGGCCACUACACUUACAUCCUGGAGGCAUUUGGCCCAUUACCGGCUUUUGUUAGAGUCUGGGUGGAACUGCUUAUAAUACGCCCUGCUGCUACAGCAGUGAUAUCCUUGGCAUUUGGACGCUAUAUUUUGGAACCAUUUUUUAUCCAAUGUGAAAUUCCAGACCUAGCAAUCAAGCUUAUUACAGCUGUUGGCAUCACAGUGGUAAUGGUCCUGAAUAGCAUGAGUGUCAGUUGGAGUGCUCGCAUCCAGAUUUUCCUUACCUUUUGCAAGCUCGUAGCAAUUUUGAUAAUUAUAGUCCCUGGAGUUAUGCAGCUAAUUAAAGGAGAAACACAGCACUUUAAAGAUGCAUUUGCAGGGAAUGAUGCCAGUGUUAUGGGAUUACCUCUUGCUUUUUAUUCAGGAAUGUAUGCCUAUUCAGGCUGGUUUUACCUCAAUUUUGUUACUGAAGAAGUGGAAAAUCCUGAGAAAAACAUACCGCUCGCAAUAUGCAUUUCAAUGGUUAUUGUCACAGUUGGCUAUGUGUUAACAAAUGUGGCUUAUUUCACUACAAUCAGCCCUGAGGAACUGCUAAAUUCAAAGGCCGUGGCAGUGACCUUUGCUGAACGAUUAAUGGGAAAUUUUUCAUUAGCCGUUCCAAUAUUUGUUGCCCUUUCCUGCUUUGGCUCUAUGAAUGGUGGCAUCUUUGCAGUUUCCAGGAUGUUCUACGUUGCAUCCCGUGAGGGUCACCUUCCAGAAAUUCUCUCCAUGAUUCAUGUCCGCAAGCACACUCCUCUACCAGCUGUCAUUGUUUUGCACCCUCUAACAAUGAUAAUGCUCUUCACUGGGGAUCUGUACAGCCUCCUGAACUUCCUCAGUUUUGCCAGGUGGCUUUUUAUUGGACUGGUAGUUAUUGGGCUGAUUUAUCUCAGAUAUAAACGUCCCGAUAUGCCUCGUCCUUUCAAGGUGCCGCUAUUUAUUCCAGCUUUGUUUUCCUUCACCUGCCUCUUCAUGGUUGCACUGUCACUUUACUCUGAUCCUGUCAAUACAGGAAUAGGCUUUGCAAUAACCCUGACUGGUGUCCCCGCCUACUACCUCUUUAUCAUAUGGGACAAGAAGCCAAGAUGGUUCAGAAGGCUCUUAGUUGAAAUUAAAAUGGAUGAAAUCAAGGACUGAACUGUUCAGGUAAUGUAAUAAGGGAGCUUUUUGACUCUAGAUCAUUGAUUUGAAUCCAGACUAUGUUGGCAGCAACUGAAAGUCAUUAUACUACCUUCACAAUUGGCACUAAGUGGCAUCCAUAUGGUAGUUGCAGCAGAGACUGGCUGGCUAUAGAUGACCCGAUCCAGCAUAUGCUUAGCUUUAAGCCUGUGAGUAAUCCUAUUGAAGUCAGUGGGAAUUCUCACGUGCUUAAUUUAAGAUGUGUAAAUGUUUUGCUAGAUCAGAGCCAGAAUCCUUACCAAAUUACAACUAAAGCUAAUCUUUCCAGAAAAGUAUUGUGGCACAUUGGCGGGGCAGCACUGCACAGUUUACCCUGCCACAGCUUGUGCUAACUGUGUUCUGGGCCUAAAUCAGGCCGUCUGUCUCUAAGGUGAUCAGUCUGGGCUCUUUCAUGACUACUUAUUUCAUUUACAAAUAAUCAGAAGCAAUAAAACAAUUUCUGUAGGAUAAGUGGCAGUGUUAGGAGGGCAACUGAAAUAUGGGUUUUGUAUUAAAUUCCUUUUCUUCCAAAUCACAUGCAUGUUUCCAAAGUUCUGCUGUAAACAUUUAAAAAUAAAACACAAUCCUCCAGGCUGCUAUAAAACCUUGUUCUCCAGCAAAAUUGGAUGUGUGUGUGGAGGGACAGGGAGAGUUACAGUUGGAGGAAACGUACAAGUAUCAGCAUUCUGUACACUAAUUGUGAACUGUAGGCUACUGUCUACAGGGAAAUAGUGAAUGAAAUGCAGCUAGAGAACUAUGCUGCCAUAACUUGGGGUGAAGGCUCUGAUAUUAACGUCUUCACUGCUGGGAGGCUGCUUGAGUGUCUGUGCUGGGGCAGCAGCAGUCUGUUGCCACAGCAGUGAAAUCAGAGUGGAUGGUUCAAUCCUGACAAACUGAGUGAAACUGGAGGUGUGAUUUGUAAAGUAACAGCAAUCCUGCACCCACUGAAGUCAAUCAACUGACUUCAGAAAGUAUAAAAUCAGACCUUUACUUUCAUUAGGUGGUGGCAAUUUCUAAAGUGCACAGUCUUGGCUUAAUUCAACUCUCAGUGGGAGCAUUACUGUUGGAUUCAAACAAAAGUCAAGGUAGGCCAAUGUCGAACACUUUUGAAAAUCCCACUCUUGAUGCACAUGCAUCCAGCUCACUCAAGUUUGGAUUCUUUCGGAUUCUGUUGGGGGCUCUGAGUGUCCUUUAUGCUUCCAGCUGAGGACACAAAGUCAGGGUGACCACAACUGCCUCUCAUGGUCUGUCUACACUGCAGGAGCAGGUGUAAUUGUAGCAAAGGUAGGCACACUCCGCCUGUAAUCUAUCUAACACAGAUGACAAUAAUAAUGAAGUAGGGAAGGUAUCACUAGUUUGUUUUCUGGGUUCUAGAUAUUCAGGCCAGUAAACCCUAGAGAAGCAGUUGAGGGCUUAUCCCUAUUACCCUAGACACAGGAGCUUGAAAAGGGAUAGUACUCCCUGGUAUCCACCCCCUCUUCUCCUCAACCUUACAAAAGGAUAUUGCAGCUAGCCCAAUUGGCUCCACUACCAGCUGACCAGACCAGUCGUGGUUCUGAUGAGGAAUCACAGGCAGAGGAAGACCGAAUCCCAGCACCCAUCUUAUCUCUUGAUGAGACUAUGAGACCUGCAGCAUCACCUCAACCCCUGAUGAAAACAAAAUGUCCCAGCACUGCUAUGAAGAAUGGCUGACACUGGAGAUCCAAAUGGAGGUGGUCCAGGAAUAAAAUCACACAAGCGCCUGAAUAUCUUUCACACAUCUGUUCCUAAACAUCUUGCAAUGCCCAUCAACAAGGGGUAUGAAGAUCUAGGUAAGUUGCUUUGGCAGACACCUGCUUCUUUGGCAUCAACAUAAAAAAAAAGCGGACUGUUACUACCAAAUGAUACCCCAGAGCUUCAAGCAAUUUUACAUUCACCCCAUGUCUGGAUCAAUGGUUGUCUCAGUGGCUAAAACUAAAGCUAGACAAAGCCAGCAGAAAGCAACACCUUGAGACAAGGAGCCCCAGAAACCAGAUUUAUUUGGAAGGAAAAAAAUGAUUCUACAUCAAGUCCUCAAAUAAGAAUCACCAAUUACCAGGCCCUGUUGGCAAAAUUAUGAUUAUCUGAAUUGGGACUCCAUAUCCAAGUUUGCAGACAAGCCUCUUCAAGAUUUAGAGAAGAGUCUAAAUCCUUGAUUGCUGAAGGUUAAAUUGUGGUCCACACAUCUCUCCAGGUAGUCCUUGAUGCUGCUGACACAGCUUCUAAAUUCAUGGCUACCUCAGUUGCCAUGAGGUGGUAAUCUUGGUUCCAGUCAUCAAGGAUCUCUAACAAAGUACAAAUUACAGCUGAUGAUCUUCCAUUUGAAGGAUACGAAGCUUUCAGUGUGAAUGCAGAUGAAACUACACUCUUUGAAGGACUCUUGGGCAACACUAUCUAGUACUAGUGUGUAUGGUACUAAUUCAUUCCUUGCCAUGUUUCAUCAUAACUAUGGAAGCAAAUUACUCAGAAUAAAUUAUUUCAUACGAUUAUCUCUUUUUUCUGCUAAUAAUAUAUCUGUGAACAGAUUUUUGCUGCCUGGAAUUUAGCUGUUAUUUAAAUUUAUUUAAUAUCUUUUUGAAUUUUUAAAUUUGAUAAACAUUCUACAUAUGAACAGUGGUGCUUGUGAUUGGUCAAAUAAAUCACAUGAUAUAGUUUCUAUUCCAUGAAUUGAUUAGUAUAAUUCACUUUUUGUAAACAUAUGAGCAAUUGGUUUGCUCAAAUGGUCAUAGAAAGUGAAUUCACAAAGUUUUUGCAUUAGUCAUCCAGCUCUUGUCAUGACAUCUCGGUUUUAAAUUUUUACUAUAAAGUAACAAAGAUAAAUUUUCAAAAAUGGCCACUGAAUUUGGUUGCUUCUGUUUUUGGGUGUUCAGCUUGAGAUAUUUUGGCCCUGAUUAUCAGAGGAGCUACAUACCAGCAGGCCUGUUGACUUUAAGUGGAGCAUUAGAUUCUCAUUUUUCAAAAUGAAGUUUAAGGUCUCAAAGUGCACACCCAAAAGCUGAGUCUGCUAACAGCACUUUUGAAAGUUUUGACUAUACAUUCUGUCAUUCUAAGUUUAAUCUGUGGGAAGUAUUUCUGUUUGAAACUGAAAAAAAUGAGACUAGUCUUUUACUAAGUAGUGUACUGGGUACAAUUUAUGCCUUGGUAAUGUUCAGUAGACCAAAGGUUCAUAGAAUAUCAGGGUUGGAAGGGACCUCAGGAGGUCAUCCAGUCCAACCUCCUGCUUAAGGCAGGACUAAUCCCCAGAC